UCUUCACUCCUUUCUUCAUCGUUCCUCAACAUAGUUUGGGUUUGGGUCAAAUUUAGGGCUAAAGAGAUGCUGAAGCAAAUGCUAGCUUGCUGCAAAGUGUAUGUAUCCGAGAGCAGAAACAAGGCCGCUCUGGAAGCCAUUGAAAUGGCAGCAAAGCUGAUACCAGAGGCCCCCAUUAUCAACAAAUUUGAGGAUGCCACUUACAAUAGAGUUGGAUACACGCUUGUAUCUCAAAUUGGGCAGGGCCCGGAUUCGUCUCCGCUGAAAAAUGCAGUCUUUGAGAUGGUGAAGGCUGCAUUUGAGGCCAUUGAUCUUGGUUUGCACUGUGGGAGUCAUCCGAGGCUGGGUGUUGUGGACCACAUUUGUUUCCAUCCGUUGAAUGGCUCAUCUUUGGAUUGUGUUGCAGGAACUGCAAAGUCUCUGGCUGCUGAUGUUGGUGCUGGGCUGCAAGUCGCUACCUUCUUGUACGGAGCUGCACACGCUGAGGGAAGGUCCCUCGACACGAUCAGAAGGGAGCUCGGCUACUUCAAGCCGAACGCAGAGGGGAAUCAGUGGGUAGGCAGCCUCCAGUCCGAGGCACUGCAGCUGAAACCCGACGAGGGCCCUCCUCAUGCUGUGAUGAGGAAAGGCGUCGUUGUCAUUGGAGCCACAGAGUGGGUUGACAACUACAAUGUCCCCAUUUUCUCGACCGACAUGGCUGCUGUUCGGAGAAUAGCAAAGAAAGUCAGUGGCAGAGGCGGCGGGCUUCCAUCCGUGCAGUCCAUGGCUCUUGCUCAUGGUAAAGGGAUGAUCGAGGUGGCGUGCAACCUGCUGGAUACGAGCAAAGCUGGUGGCGAGGAUGUGCAGCAAGCAGUCGAGCGGCUCGCCCGGGAAGAAGGUAUGGAGGUUGGAGAGGGAUACUAUACUGAUCUUUCACAGAGCAAGAUCAUUGAGAGUUAUUUUAAGUUGGCUAAACUUGCUUCCAAGUAGAUUUGCAGAAUAAUAAGAAAUUGCAGUUUGGUAUAUUGCUUGCUUGUGUAAUGAUUUUCAUAAUUCUAUUUUUGAUUCAUUCUUCAAACAUUCUUGAAUUUGAAUACUAAUACUAUUUUACGUUGUA
Molecule: messenger RNA, 1096 nt
Organism: Salvia hispanica
Lineage: Eukaryota; Viridiplantae; Streptophyta; Magnoliopsida; Lamiales; Lamiaceae
Product: formiminotransferase cyclodeaminase-like protein
Molecular function (GO): folic acid binding; transferase activity
Source: RefSeq, a predicted model, not a curated record